This is a messenger RNA of Coffea arabica (coffee), 1176 nucleotides long. The record is from RefSeq and is a predicted model, not a curated record. Lineage: Eukaryota; Viridiplantae; Streptophyta; Magnoliopsida; Gentianales; Rubiaceae.
GAAUUUCUUUCCCUACUCUCUCCUCAACGGCUACGUCUAAUUCCAGAGCCUAAAUUAGUAACUUCAGCAAAAUAUGGGCGAACUUCAACAGCUGUAUUACCUACCCCCACCUCCACUGCCACCACCAACGGCACCGCCGCCGACGCCGCCUCCACCGCUGUCAUCACAUGAUGAACGUUCUCCAUCUGCUUCACAUCAAGAGCCUCCUCCUUCUCCUCGCUUCGAUCCUAGCCGAAUGGUUGGUAUAAUAAGAAGAAAGGCAUUGAUAAAGGAUCUGGCUGCGGUGUACCACGCGGAGUGCCUAACAUACUGCCAGGAACUUUUGGAACUCCAAAGCAAAUUAGAAGAGUCUCACACAGAUCUGAAAAUUCCAGAGAAUUCCAAGAAAGAAACCAUAAGGCCCCCAAAACGCCUGAAGAAAUCUCGUUGACUAUCAUUACAAUUGUAAGGUUCAUCCUUUUUUUUUUCCAUUUGUUCUCUUUGUAUGCAACUAAGACCAAAAGUGUACACUGUGGAGGAGGAUUAAAAUAGUGUUAAAGAAUCUGGUCCUGAGCAAAUAAAGAACAGGUGUUGAAAGGUCACUAUACCUGAUUUCAGUUUUCUUUUGGGGCAGUGUGCACUAGUGUAAAUAUCUUCAAAAGCUGGAGCUACUGGUGAGCCUUAUGGUAUAGCAUGGCUGGUUGACCUUUUACUCCAAUCUGUAAUGCAUGAAAUUCUUGAAAUUGAAACUUAUACUAAGCUGCUCAAAAUGAACUUUCUUUGUAGAAACUGAAACAGGGUAGUCAGAAAGUUUGAGAGUUUGAUCUUCAUACUGCUGGACAAAAUAUUAUGACUUGGGAAAUUUGAAGAUGUUGCAUUCUGUGAUUGUAAUAGAGGAACAGAAUAACCCUGUUUACAUGUGAGAUCAUCGACAGAGAAGAGGAGGUAGAUGCUAGUAGUUCCCCUGGCUUUGCAGAUUGGAUAGGUUAAAUUUGCUUAUUUUCACUGGUUGCAUAUCGCCUGGCUGUUUUUGUGGCGCUAGAAAUGUUGAAAUGAUGUUUUUGGUGUAAAAAUUGAUAGAACCUGUAUGUAUCAAAUUAGUUUAAAGCAUUCUCUUAAUUAGUGAAGAAUGCACUUCUCAGAAAGUCAUCUAUUCAUGUUAUCUAAUUUUAAGAUGAAGAAGAGCCUAUUUUUACA